Messenger RNA from Centropristis striata (black sea bass), 1599 nucleotides. It is a transcript of the gene nudt6, whose product is annotated as nudix (nucleoside diphosphate linked moiety X)-type motif 6. The coding region runs from base 100 to 1053 and encodes 317 amino acids. Gene Ontology annotation, molecular function: ADP-ribose diphosphatase activity; NAD binding; NADH pyrophosphatase activity. Lineage: Eukaryota; Metazoa; Chordata; Actinopteri; Perciformes; Serranidae. The transcript is spliced from 5 exons. The record is from RefSeq and is a predicted model, not a curated record.
UUUAUGCAACUUCCAGGGCGGACGUUUACGUAACUGUACUGCGCUUCACGCACAUGCCGGUUGAAAAUUGAUCAAAGUUGCUUCAGUUAAAGGUUGUUUAUGUUACAGCGGAGGAACAUGGCUGCUUGUACCUUUGCUUUAAAGCUUUUACCUUUUGUGAGAGGAAGGUUUUGUCCCGCCCGCUCAGCUGUUCGUGCAUUGUCGUGCACCGCAGCUUAUGCUCAACUGCACAGAGUGGAGGGGGACGCGGCUCUGACCGGCAGAGUGGACCGGUUCGGUGGGGUGACAGUGAACCUGGCAGACACCGGUUUACCGGCGGACAUCAGUGAAAGCUCGUUCAGCAGAUUGCUCCAAGAGUCUUUGUCCCAGUGGAAAGCAGAGGGGAAAGUUGCAGUGUGGCUUCACGUUCCCAUCUCACUGAGUCGCUGUGCUGCUGCUGCCUCUACGCACGGCUUCAGCUUCCAUCACGCCAAGCACGACCACGCCGUGCUGGCCCUCUGGUUGGGAGAGGGGGAAAGCAGAUUGCCCGGGUUUGCAACGCACCAAAUUGGAGUGGCAGGUGCAGUUGUUGACGAAUCGAAUGGAAAAGUUCUUGUGGUUCAAGACAGAAACAAGACAAAGAAUGCUUGGAAGUUCCCCGGUGGCUUGUCUGAUCCGGGAGAAAAUAUAGGUGCCACUGCUGUUCGUGAAGUCUUGGAGGAAACAGGCGUUCACUCCGAGUUCAGAUCUCUGCUCAGCAUCCGGCAGCAACACAACCACCCCGGAGCCUUCGGCAUGUCGGACAUGUACAUCAUCUGCCGACUCAGCCCUCUCACCUACGACAUCAACUUCUGCACGCAGGAGUGUCUCCGCUGCGAGUGGCAGGACCUCGCCGAGCUGGCCAAGACCAACGACACGACGCCCAUCACUUCUCGCAUCGCCAAGCUUCUGCUUCACGGUCUGGAGCAGGGCUUCAACAAGAUCGACCUCACCAUGGAGGAGCUUCCUGCGGUCUACUCUGGCUUAUUUUACCAGCUGUACCACCGACAGCUUCCUAAAACACUAAAAUCAUAGCAGGUCUUCAACCUGAUGGGGUUAGCAUAUCAUGGCUAGCUAUGUUGACACAUGGUUGUCAGUAUUACUCGUAUUUAAAGUGUAUUUAUGACUGGAUUGUGUUUUAUUUUCACACUGUGGAUGAAAUGUGGUUCAAUAGGCUGUGAACUACAGAAACAAUCACUUUGGGGUUUUUAAUUGUUAUGCCACUCUGGUGCCUGCAAGACUGCAGAGUUUUAUACAGUUUAUUUAACUUUUUUGGCGGCCAUGUUGGAAGCCCAUAUCUGUUGGGCAAUAAUGGCUGCCAGCAGCUGAUUUUUUUUUUUUUUUUAAAGGUACUGUUUUAAAUUCUGCUGUGUUUUUUAAACUGGGAACAGGUCACAUUAUGCUGACCACACUGGACUGGCAGAAGCCAUUGUUAGUGGAUGGAUGCAAUAUUAAUAUUGGCUGCCUCGCUGAAUUAGCCGACUGGCUGGUCAAAAAUCAUCUUUUUGUUCAAGUUAACUGCCUUUCUGACAUCAUUCACAACAAUUAUCUCGUAUUAAUAAAUGUACAAGGUACGCUCCA